AGUAUUUUGUGGGCAAAAGUGAUUAUUUUCUUGUGCUAGUCUAAGUGUGCUUGUUUUUUUUUGUUUUUUUUUUACCAUCCCCCUUCUUCUUGAGCUGAUGGUACGGUCCAAAAUGUGGUCAUAUGACUCGCUGUUGUGUUAUUUGUUUUUUUACAUGAUCGUUUACAAAUACCGUACGAACAAACACCCCUCUUCCCCUGCGCUGGUCCACAAUGCAGAGUCUUGUGAAUUGACGUGUGUUUAUUAGCUUUUUGGUCGUUUUUUACCAACAAAAUGUUGUCAAAGUGGAAAUGUGCGGAGGGCUGACCAAGGAGAAGCAGGCUGAUGAAGCAGUUCAGAACAUCUGUGAUGCAAUGAAACCUCACGCAGAGCAGAAAACUGGGAGAAACUUCGAGGUUUUCACUGCAAAGAGCUACAAAACACAAGUCGUAGCUGGGACCAACUACUUCAUUAAGGUAAUGUUUGUAAUGCAUGCAGGGAGCACAGUGGAAACACUACAAAGCUCUGAGGUCUUGCGAAUUAUAAAAUAUCAUCCAGAAGAGCACUGAUUGAUAAUUUGAUCUGUCAGGUGAAAACUAAAGCAACGAUCAGGGGUUUUUUCAGUUAUUAUCUCUUCACUUAUGUAGUGAUUUUAAAAGAAGGUGUGUGCAAACCUUUAACUGUUAUUGAGUUUCUUGCAUCACAGCUGAGGCUUUCAAUCACUGUUUCCACACAAAUUUUGCUUAAAUU
Messenger RNA from Oreochromis aureus, 729 nucleotides. RefSeq names its product cystatin-B-like. Gene Ontology annotation, cellular component: cytosol. Bases 291 to 548 code for a protein of 85 amino acids. The record is from RefSeq and is a predicted model, not a curated record. Gene Ontology annotation, molecular function: cysteine-type endopeptidase inhibitor activity. The transcript has 2 exons. Lineage: Eukaryota; Metazoa; Chordata; Actinopteri; Cichliformes; Cichlidae.